CUAAUGGCUGUUCCCGGGAAGGUGGCAGCUUUCCGCCUGCCUCCCCUGCCAACUGUUGGAGAGAUCAUUAAGCUCUUCCGCCUUAAAGCACAGAAACAACUUUCCCAGAACUUCCUGCUGGAUUUGCGAUUGACAGACAAGAUAGUGAGACAAGCUGGCAAGCUGAAAAAUGCCCAUGUUUGUGAAGUGGGCCCUGGGCCAGGAGGAAUUACCAGAUCCAUUCUCAGUGCUGGUGUUGAACAGCUUCUUCUAAUUGAAAAAGAUGCUCGAUUUAUCCCAGGAUUGCAGAUGUUAUCUGAAGCAGCUCCAGGAAAAGUGCGCAUUGUGCACGGAGAUAUCCUGACGUACAAGAUGGAGAAGGCUUUUCCAAAGCACUUAAAAAAGGACUGGGAGGACGAGCCACCAGAUAUCCAUAUCAUUGGGAAUCUGCCCUUCAGUGUUUCAACUCCUCUAAUCAUCAAAUGGCUUGCAAGUGUUUCGAAAAAGGAUGGACCUUUUGUAUAUGGCAGGACGCAGAUGACGUUAACUUUUCAGAAGGAAGUUGCAGAGAGGCUUACAGCUAAUCCAGGAGGAAGGCAACGUAGCAGACUGUCCAUCAUGUCUCAGCAUCUCUGCACUGUUGAAACCUGCUUCGUAAUUCCAGGUGACGCCUUUGUUCCAAAGCCAGAGGUGGAUGUGGCUGUGGUGCGUUUCACUCCGCUGGUGCAGCCAAGGAUCCAGCAGCCGUUCGAGCUCGUAGAAAAAGUGGUUCGAAGUGUUUUUCAGUUCCGAAGGAAAUACUGCUUCCGCGGAAUCGAGACCUUGUUUCCUGAAAGCGGGCGUUUGAAAAGAACGGAACAGCUGAUGAUGACAGCAAACGUUGACCCAACGCUGCGGCCGUGCCAGCUCUCCAUGUCACACUUCCGGAACCUGUGCGAUACCUACAGGACAAUGUGCGACGAGGACCCAGGCCUUUUUGUGUACGACUACAGAGAAGACCUAAAGCAAAAGAAGAAGAUGAGGAAUUUACUGAAAAGUACCAGUCAGCCCGAACAGACUGAAGAGGACAAUGAGCUGUAA
Molecule: messenger RNA, 1059 nt
Organism: Tauraco erythrolophus (red-crested turaco)
Lineage: Eukaryota; Metazoa; Chordata; Aves; Musophagiformes; Musophagidae
Source: RefSeq, a predicted model, not a curated record